Molecule: messenger RNA, 1266 nt
Organism: Nematocida major
Lineage: Eukaryota; Fungi; Microsporidia
Product: 26S proteasome regulatory subunit T5
Exons: 1
Coding region: 1-1266 (421 amino acids)
Biological process (GO): proteasome-mediated ubiquitin-dependent protein catabolic process
Cellular component (GO): proteasome regulatory particle, base subcomplex
Molecular function (GO): proteasome-activating activity; ATP binding; ATP hydrolysis activity
Source: RefSeq, a predicted model, not a curated record
AUGGCUGCAGAAGAUGCGCUGCAGGAGCUGCGAGAGACACACCCGGAAAUAUUUGAAGAGUCCAUCGAGCAAAUAAAGCUAAAAACCCGCAUGAUUGAAAACGAGGUGCGGAUGCUGAAAAACCACAUAACUUCGAUAACGUACGACUACGAGGCGAGGCGCGAGAAGAUCCAGGAGAACAAGCAGAAAAUAGAGCUGAACAAGCAGCUGCCCUUCCUGGUGGGGAAUGUGGUCGAGAUUUUGGACCUGGACGCGUCUGUUUCCGAGGGGUCCAACAUCGAGGAAACCACGAGCCAAAAGGGGCUGUGUGCGGUCGUGAAAACGUCGAACCGCGUGACGACGUUCCUGCCCUUUGUGGGGCUGGUCCCUGCUGAGGACCUGAAGCCUGGGGAUUUGGUGGCCCUGCACAAGGAGACGAACAUUGUCUUUGAGAAGCUCGAGGACGACUACGACGUGCGGGUGAAGGCUAUGGAGCUGGACGAGAAGCCGACGGACUCGUACGAGGACAUUGGGGGGCUGGAGAGGCAGAUGGAGGAGCUGUACGAAGGCGUUAUUUUGUCGAUCACGCACCCGGAGAAGUUCAAAAAGCUGAACAUCACGCCCCCAAAGGGGAUUCUGAUGUACGGCCCGCCAGGAACGGGGAAGACGCUGAUGGCCCGAGCAUGCGCUGCAAAAACGGGGGCCACUUUCUUGAAGCUGGCGGGCCCGCAGCUCGUGCAGAUGUAUAUAGGAGACGGGGCAAAGCUUGUCCGAGACGCAUUUGCGCUGGCUCGGGCGAAGUCCCCUGCAAUAAUAUUCAUAGACGAAAUAGACGCGAUCGGAAUGAAAAGAAGCGACUCCGACAGCACGGGAGACAGGGAGGUGCAGCGGACUAUGCUGGAGCUGCUGAACCAGCUGGACGGAUUUUCAGGAACUCCGAACAUAAAGGUGAUAGCAGCCACAAAUCGCGUGGACAUUCUCGACCCGGCGCUGCUCCGGUCUGGGCGAUUUGACAGGAAAAUAGAGUUUCCGCUGCCGAACAAGGAGGGAAGGAAGAGGAUACUGCAGAUCCACUCUAGGAAGAUGGCGAUGGACCCGAACGUGAACCACGAGGAGCUUGCCAGGUCUUCGGAGGGCUUCAACGGGGCCCAGUGCAAGGCCGUGUGCGUGGAGGCAGGCAUGAUUGCGCUGCGCGCAGGGAGAAACAUGAUCACGCAGAACGACUUGAUAGACGGCAUUCAGGAGAUUCUCUCCACUAAGAAGGCGAACCUGCACUAUUUCUCGUAA